Angiostrongylus costaricensis is the source of this 1512-nucleotide messenger RNA. The record is from the annotation of a GenBank genome assembly. Lineage: Eukaryota; Metazoa; Nematoda; Chromadorea; Rhabditida; Metastrongylidae.
AUGAAGGUGGAUCCUGACGGCCUUCUUGCAUCUCUGAUCAAAUCACCGAUUCUUGUGAAUCCUUAUUCUGCCAUUGAGAAUCAAUUAAUAAAGAAGGCGGCAUAUGUGCAGUCAAGAGUCGAGAAAUUACAACAAUACAAUGAUCUGGCUCUCGCUGGCACUCAGCUAACUCCUAUUCAGGACGAUGCAAGAACGAAGCUUGAUGAGGUGGUGAAACAUCAGAAUUACGUGAAGCAUCUUACUUCUAUCGUACAACGAGACCGUCAACUUUUCGAGAAGUCAGUCAAGGCGGCGGAUAUUCUGCUCACCCAAAAGCUCGAUUCUUUUCGAAGCACCACAAUCUCUCAGACGAAUGUACAUGGCGAAAUCAUUAAUCGGCUUCUCCAUCCACCAACACUAGCAGCGUUUCUUACUGGAACGAAAGGUGCUAUUAAGGUAACAAAGGAAGAAGUUAAUGCUCUUUCUCGUUUGAAAUCGGCCUUCUUUCCAUCGUUUGAUGAUUGUGCUUCUGUGGAAGAGUUGGAGGAGAGAGCUGCCGGUGCUGCCAUGAUCGUGUCACAUAUUUUUUCCGAAGCACCUCAUGUUGUUGAUGAAGAGACGGGUUUAAAUGGGAAAGAGGUUUUUGCUCUGCUCAAUAGUAUCAAAAAUUGCGGCUUUUUUUCUGGGAAAUGCAUGAGUUUGGUAAAUGGUGCUGACGGGUCUGUUGCGGAAGCCUCAGACACGAACUCGCCAUCGGCAACAUCAACCGAUUCGGUAGACGAUGAUACCAACGAAGAGACUUCGUUUCCGUUGGUUUCUGAAAGCACCAACACUGAAAAAAGCAAUGGUGCAGACUACGCAAAUCUGGAUGACCUCAAAAACUUGGACAACUCCGUUGCUACCGAAGAAGUGGGAAAGCAAACUAUUUUAUCUUCCUCUUGGAAAUCCGAAGAGAAAGUUGAUGAUGCGAAUUUCUGUUCUGCUAAUGAAUCUGAUUCGUUCAAUGGUACAGCCACACAGUUUUCGGACAUGCAGUCAAUUGCUGUGAAAGAAAUGAAGGAAAAGUCUGACUACGGGCAAAAGAAGAGAGCUAAAGCCAACUAUAAUGGUGAACGGCUGGAAUAUGGUCGCUACACUUCGAGGCAUUUUAGUCAGCCAUGGGAUCGUCGAUAUCAUGAUCGUACUUAUAAUGGAAAGGGUUAUCGCUACACUCCAGAGAACGGUGAACAGCAAGCAGCUAAGAAACUUGGCUCUAUGAGCGUCAACCCAGAAUCAGGAGAUGGUCAGUGGAAACAACGCGAUCGUCGUUUUCCCAAGAACCGAGGCGGCCUGUCUUACAAGGAUGGUAGAUCUGUGUCUUACGAAGGUCCACCACUGCAACAUCAUAAGGAGACGGACAACAGCGCCCACUGUUCUCGCCAGAACAUGGUUCGAUAUGAGAUAAAGCCUUCAGUUCCUUUGAACCGCGAACCUGUUAUAAACCGCCGUCCUCCACCUGCCACAGUUGGCUUUAUCUUUGCAGACAGACGCUAA